AUACCUGCCUGGCUCAACGAUCGUCUAUUCGAAUACCAAAGGAUAGGACUCAAAUGGAUGUGGAAGUUACAUCAGGAAGAAGCUGGAGGUAUCAUUGGCGACGAAAUGGGGCUCGGAAAAACGGUACAAGCGAGCUCGUUCAUUGGAGUCUUGGCGGCUUCACGCAAGCUAAAAUCUGUUUUGAUUAUAUCGCCGGCGACCAUGCUUCAGCAUUGGCUCAACGAGUUGGCUGUUUGGGCUCCUGGCCUACGGCGCAUUUUAAUUCAUCAAUCUGGGGAAGACCUGGAGACGUUACCUUCCCACUCCUUCUGUGGGACGGGUUAUGUCGUGCUUACAACCUAUGAAAACGUACGCCGCAAUACCGAUAUUUACACGGAACACGCAUGGUCGUACGUUGUGUUGGACGAGGCGCAAAAGAUUCGAAAUCCAGACGCAGACAUAACGUUAGCUUGCAAGCGAAUACGGACUCCUCACCGGUUGGCUAUGAGUGGCACGCCAAUUCAGAAUGAUCUAAAAGAAUUGUGGUCGCUCUUCGAUUUUGUUUUUCCAGGACGACUCGGCACUCUCCCUGCUUUUGAACAAGAGUUCGCCGAUACCAUCAAACGAGGAGGAUAUUCCAACGCGUCUCCCAUGCAAGUACAGCUUGCCUACCGCUGCGCCAUGGUCUUAAGAGAUCUGAUCAAUCCCUAUCUCCUUCGGCGUCAGAAAAAGGACGUUAUUGAGGUAAGUCGAAUGCCUGGUAAAACCGAGCAUGUGCUUUUUUGCCGGCUAAGUCAACGACAGCGGGCUCUCUAUGAGGCAUUCUUGCUGUCGGACGAAGUUACAAAAGUUGUGAAGGGCUCCAAGCAACUCUUUGCUGCAGUCACAAUGCUACGAAAGAUAUGCAAUCAUCCAGAUCUGGCUUGUGAUCCAGACGAGGCUUCUUUUGAGUCUUUUGUUCGGAACGGUUACGUGAAUCAAGGCGACCUCGACGAAGACUUGUCAGACCUUGACAGUGACAUUGGAGAGGAGAAAUCGCUUGUGGAGCGGUCUGGAAAACUCGAGGUCCUGUCCAAAAUCCUUCCGCUGUGGAAAAAACAGGGACAUCGUGUAUUGAUAUUUUGUCAAUGGCGCAAAAUGCUAGACAUCAUUGAACGCUUGAUUAUGUUGAAAGAAUGGAAAUUUGGACGACUCGAUGGCAAUACCAACGUCGCUUCACGACAACGAUUGGUGGAUCAGUUCAAUUCAGAUGAGUCCUAUUUUGGAAUGCUAUGCACAACCCGAACUGGAGGUGUUGGGCUCAACUUGACUGGUGCCAAUCGAAUCAUUCUAUAUGAUCCAGAUUGGAAUCCGCAGACUGAUGCUCAAGCCAGGGAACGCGCUUGGAGAUUUGGACAAGAGCGUGAAGUGACAGUUUAUCGUUUGAUCACUGCUGGGACUAUCGAGGAAAAAAUCUACCAACGCCAAAUAUUUAAAACUGCGCUUUCUAACAAAGUGUUGCAGGAUCCGAGGCAGCGUCGCCUGUUUUCUCAGAAAGAUUUACGGGAUCUUUUCACUUUGAAAGCUGAUGCUGGGAGUGUUCGAUCUGGAGGGGAAGGCCUCACAGAAACUGGAGCAAUAACUCGCCAUGGUGGAGUCGUUAAUAUCGACGAAGAUCCGACUGAUGAACCAUCGCUUGACAACGACGAAGCUUUAAAAACAGUUAUGAGGAGUAGAGGGCUCGCGGGAGUAUUCGAUCACAAUUUUGUCGAAAUCGACUCGACGAAAAAGUCAAGAACGCUACGGGAAAUGGAAGAGGAAGCAAAAAGGGUUGCAAAAGAAGCUAUCGACGCUUUACAGCAAAGUGUCGCAACUAAGCAGCGGUUCGUCCCAACUUGGACGGGCUCCGAAGAAACGCAACAGAGACGCUUUGGAACUCCCAAAAUGCACAUGGUCGACUCGAAAGACAGCCUUAGUUCGCGAACGUUGUUAGCAUCUAUCCGCCAAAGAGACAACGCUGUUCAUUCCGGCGGAAACCAUUUGCCUCCAUCCGACGAAAGUCAAGAGUACGCCAAGCUUUUGGCCAAAAUAAAAGAUUACGUGUACCGUUAUCGACCGACAACAGAUGAUUUGCUGAAGGAAUUUGAAAGCGUCUCAAACACUGAUGUCGCGAUUUUUCGCAGGCUACUAAAGUCAGUGGCGAAUGUGGAUUCUGGAAGGUGGUUAUUAAAAUAGGAAACAGUUCACCGUC
Molecule: messenger RNA, 2209 nt
Organism: Phaeodactylum tricornutum CCAP 1055/1
Lineage: Eukaryota; Bacillariophyta; Bacillariophyceae; Surirellales; Neidiaceae
Exons: 2
Coding region: 58-2193 (711 amino acids)
Biological process (GO): transcription-coupled nucleotide-excision repair
Cellular component (GO): nucleus
Molecular function (GO): ATP binding; ATP-dependent chromatin remodeler activity
Source: RefSeq, a predicted model, not a curated record